UUGGCGGCUUGUACUCUUGUAGCAUUGAUAUAUUGAUUUCUUCGUCUGUACAAAACCGUUUUGACAACUAACUUUGCUGUGAAAUGAAAGAGAAUAAAAUAGCGCUAAGGCAAGAGUUAUCCCCCUUCCAUCACAACAUCAUCAUGUUUACAAAUGGCUGCCAAAAAUUCUAUUUCCUUUUAGUUUGUUUAUAUUUUUAGCUUUAUAUUGUAAAAUAUUAAUUUUUUUUUGUUCACUAAUAACAUGUCAGCGAAAAGAGAUGUCAGGAAUUUGGUAAAUCAACCGAAGAAUAGCAGAGGAAAUACACCCGUCUCUGAAAAAGUCAAAGAAAUUAAAAAGCGUCAGGAAAAUUGGAUGAAACAGAGAGCCGAUCAUAUUACACAAGACGAUUUUGUCAUAAAAGAAAAUAAUUUAGAUGUGAAGCAGUCUACAGGUAUUAAAGAUAAGUUUAAACAUUGGUUAAAGAAACAAUCUAAUGAACAAGAUUUUGAUACACUUUCUCAAUUAACACAGAGUGAACAUUUCAAAGGUUCAGCUUCAGAGCUGGAUGGCUAUGGAGACGAAUCUACUUAUGAUUAUGAAGAUGAUGAAGAGGAGGAGGAUGUUGACAUUGAUAAACUAAAAGAAAAACUUUUGUCAACAAAAGAUUUUGAUGCCAAAGCAGACAGUAUUGUUGAGAAAGUGAGAAAAGAUUUAAAUCUGUAUUCCAAAGACAUUGAUCGCAUUCCCAACCGAAGUAGAUCAUGUUUUGAAAGUAGAGGACAGAAGUCAAAUAAUUUCUCAAAUCAUCAUUGUCCAUCCUGUUCCCUGUCAAUGGUAACAGUAGAAAAUACUCCUAUGUUAAUGAUACCGUGCGGCCAUUCAGUUUGCCGAGUGUGUUGUGAAGGGAGAAAACUCUGUGUUGUUUGUGAUUGUCGUAUAACUAGUGUUACCAGUAACAUAAUGUUACAACAAAUUAUACAUGAAUACAGCCAACGUCAACCAGCUGUUGCACGACAUCAAUCAGCAAAGGUCCAGUCUCAUUAUUCAUCUCACAAAUAUGAUGAUUCUCCACCAUAUAACAUAACAUCACCAGAUAACUCAACUUUGAAUAAAAGAAAGUACCAUGAACAAUUAAAUAAUUUACAAACUAGAAUAGACAUAAUGAGCAGUGAACAGCAUUCUUUACAGGAAGACAUUAAUGUUAUACAGACAAAAUUAACCACCGAAGAACGCCAGAAAAGAAAUAUCCAAAAACAAAAAGAGAACAUUGAAUCUAAAAUAUCAGACCUAAGGGAGAAAUUAAAAUUGUUGACAAUACAUGAAGAUGAAUAUAAUGAAAAAUGUGAUAUUUUGAUUGAAGAAAAAGAUGUUCUAACAGAAAAACUAUCUCUGCUGAAUAACACAUUAACAUCCCUCAAUCAGGAGGUAGAAAAGAUUCUUUUUCUAGUAGAAGCAGAUGAUGUCUGAGGAUGAAACAAGGGAGAAAAAUAAGACUACAAUCAAAUGACAGUGAUAUUUUUUUAAAAAACAAUUAGAUUGUUGUAAUAUAUCAGUACAUUAUGUGAUUAAAAAAUGAACAGGAAGGAUACUAUAAAGAGGAUUUUAUUCAAUUUGUAUUUUUUAAAAAAAUAUUUAUUACUAUUUUCUUUAAUUUAUAUUAUAUUUUGUUUUUAAAUAAAUCUUUAGCUAAAGUUGCAAAAAAAGGCCUACUUUUACUGGUAGACUCCUAAACAGAAUUCAAUAAAUUGGAUGUAUUAUUCAUUUAUCAGUUAUGAAGGGCAUUGCCGAUGUGACUACUUCACAAAGCCGUUGGUAAUUAUGAACAACAGAUUAAUUAGCUAUUAGCGCUGGUCAACUCAAAGACUCAAUUUUGAAUUCAUCAGGAGACCAGCUUAUAUUUAGCUUACCCCAAUCAAUAGGAGAUUGUAAUUUACUUAGAGAGACGGAUUAUAGAUAUAAAAUUAAAGAAGAAUACUAUAUAUUCA
Patella vulgata (common limpet) is the source of this 1967-nucleotide messenger RNA. RefSeq lists its product as uncharacterized. The transcript is spliced from 5 exons. Bases 244 to 1449 code for a protein of 401 amino acids. NCBI's taxonomy places the organism in Eukaryota, Metazoa, Mollusca, Gastropoda, Patellidae. The record is from RefSeq and is a predicted model, not a curated record.